AUGGCACUUCCGGUGGCAGUGUAUAUCACCACCUGCUGCGCCACAGCAGGUGGUGAUGGACAUAAAAAAAGGCUUUUGCAACCUCUGUUUGCAAUACCCAAAUGUUCUUGUUUGGAUUCUGGAAGAGCUCAAAAUACAACUCCAAAAAGUUUUCUUUUUUUCUGCUAUAAGUCGGUGGAUGAAUUGAAGUUAGAAAAUUACUUUAGAUUUAGAAAGAACAUACUUUAUUUCUCUUUUUUACACAGCAUUGACUGUGCUGGCAUCCUGAAGCUGCGGAAUGCUGACAUUGAGCUGAAGAAAGGCGAGACGGAUAUUGGACGGAAGAACACUAGAGUCCGAGUUGUAUUUCGAGUCGCCGUGCCUCAGCAGGACGGACAGAUGCUCUGGCUGCAGACAGCAUCUGUUCCUGUGGAGUGCUCCCAGCGAUCGGGUCAGGAACUUCCUCAGGUGGAAAGUUUCUCUCCUACCAGCUGCUUUGUGGACGGAGGAGAAGAGCUGCUUAUCACCGGAACAAACAUGUCUGCACAACCUAGAGUUGUUUUCGUUGAAAAGGGGCCUGAUGGAAGAACACAAUGGGAAGUAGAUGCCAGAGUUCUGUGUGACAAAAGUAGUGAAUCAAGGAUCAUGGUGGAGAUCCCCCCUUAUGUUAAGAGGACAGUGUCUCCUGUCCAAGUCCAGUUCUAUGUGUCAAAUGGGAAGAGGAGAAGAAGCCUGAUGCAGAGCUUCACGUACCUGCCUGGAACCAGAGGUUCCCAUCGAGCUGCUCCUGCAGUUAAACAGGAGCUUUGGGGGUCCGAGCACAUCUUCUGUCCAGAUCCCAGUCUAUCACCUUCCCAUGAUGCCGUGCUCAGGCCAGAUGCAGCUUAUGAUCCAUGCAGUGUCCCACUGCAUGGUCUUCCUUCCCAAAACUCCUCUCAUCUACACCAUCCUCCUGCUUUCACGCUUUCCCUUGAAGCAUCAUUGUUUCCUCAGGUGUCUUCAGCACCAUGUCAGAUCAUGACUGCACCUCCAAAUCUAGGUUUGAUGUCAGUGCAGAUGGGCACAAUUGAUGUACAGGCACCUUCUCCCCACAUCCAAACUCUAAACCUCUCUCCUCAUGCCUCUGCUGGUGGUCCUCCAAGGAAACAAUCUGAAAGUUCCAAGAGUUCUUUGAAAAGCUCUCUGGACGCUCACAAAGAGUUCCUGCUGCACAACCCAGGAGAAGAGCUGAAUGUCAAGGAAGAGCCGGAGGAGCAGCCUAUUCUAGGAUCCCUGGGCUUCCAGGAAAUCACUCUGGAUGACGUGAAUGAGAUUAUCGACAGAGACAUUGGUGCAUUGAGCAGCUGUGUGCAGACUGACCAGCAUGAUCAGUUCCAGCAGUACAACUGGGAGCACAGUUCCAGGACCCCCCCUGGGUCCUUCCAUGGAGACCCUCAGUAGUUUCAGAAGACAGCUCCUUCAUCAGAUGGUCCCGUUUGCACAAAGUUCUCCCAAACUGAUCUUUAAGUGCCUGAAAACAGUCGGUAGCCUUUGAGGAAUCUGUAGCUUAUUUUAUUUGGAGUUCUGUUCUUAUGUUUCUCAGGAAUUUUAGAAAAAAAAGCAGCUUGUACCUCACAGUCAAACCAAAGAUUUUAUUUGUGACUGAUUUGGAGAAAAAGUAACUGUAAUCUGAUUUUAAAGUCAUAUUACAACUUUAAUGCCAACUUCAAAGUUGCAAAAAAGAACACUUUUCUUGAAUUUUGACAGGGCCAGUAAGCUUAAACAGUUAUUUUUGAUACCUGGAUCUGAUCCAGGAAUGCUUUGCCAUGGCAACGUUUUAAAGGCUGUUUUAUUUUUCUCGCUUUGUUAAUGAUGUUCAUCCUGAAUUCCUGUGGUGUGACCUUUGAAGAUGCUGAAAUAUAUUGUGAGGUUGAAGUAAAAAUAAAGAAUACUUAACUGAGAAUAAUUAGAU
Molecule: messenger RNA, 1930 nt
Organism: Poecilia latipinna (sailfin molly)
Lineage: Eukaryota; Metazoa; Chordata; Actinopteri; Cyprinodontiformes; Poeciliidae
Product: nuclear factor of activated T-cells, cytoplasmic 4-like
Exons: 6
Coding region: 1-1419 (472 amino acids)
Biological process (GO): regulation of transcription by RNA polymerase II; cytokine production; calcineurin-NFAT signaling cascade
Cellular component (GO): transcription regulator complex
Molecular function (GO): transcription factor binding; DNA-binding transcription factor activity, RNA polymerase II-specific; RNA polymerase II cis-regulatory region sequence-specific DNA binding
Source: RefSeq, a predicted model, not a curated record